GAGUAGACGGUUAGCUCGAGGCGAGAUUGAACUCCGAGUCGGCAAUGGUGCACCUGUUGCAGCUUUGGCAAUCGGAACUUAUAGUUUAGUCUUGCCUAGUGGUCUAAUGUUGGAAUUAAACGAUUGCUUGUACGUUCCUGCAAUUAGCAGAAACAUUAUUUCUGUUUCAUGUCUUGAUAAGAGUGGUUUCAUCAUUUCUAUUAAAGACAAGUCCCUUUCCGUUUACAGAAAGAAUGUUUUCUAUGCUAAUGCCAACAUGACCAAUGGGUUAUAUGUCCUUGACUUGGACAUGCCUGUCUAUAACAUAUCAGCCAAGAGGAACAAACCGAACGGUUUGAACCAAACAUACCUAUGGCAUUGUAGGUUAGGCCAUAUAAACGAGAAACGCAUAUCCAAGCUACAUCGGUCGGGAAUGCUGGAGUCAUUUGAUCUUGAAUCAUAUGACACAUGCGAAUCUUGUUUAUUGGAUCCAACCAAGGCGGUUGAAGGAACACCAUACCAGCUAUGGACGGGCAAAUGCCCGGUUCUGUCACACUUAAAGAUUUGGGGCUGUGAGGCUUAUGUCAAACAUCUUUUGACGAAUGGCAAGCUUGACGCCAAGUCUGAUAAGUGUUUUUUCGUGGGAUACCCAAAGGAAACUCGAGGGUAUUCAUUCUAUCACCCUAUCGAUAAGAAGGUAUUCGUUGCUCGCAAUGGUGUCUUCCUCGAGAAGGAAUUUCUCUCCAUCGCAACUAGCAGGAGAAAGAUAGAGCUCGAAGAAAUUCGAGACGACGAAGAAACUACCGCGCCGGUUCUGGAACAUGAGCUAGAGGAACAAACUGUUGUACCUCAAAAUGCUCAACAUACACAAGAACCCCGUAGGUCUAAUCGGUUACGCACACAACUUGAAAGAAAUUCGGAUGAAUCUUGUGUAUACAAGAAGGUCAGUGGGAGUGCUGUAGUCUUCCUUGCUCUGUAUGUUGAUGACAUACUGCUCAUAGGAAACGAUAUUCCUACUUUAACCACCGUCAAAACGUGGUUGAUGGUUCCUAGCAUCAAGAACCCUAUACCGUUGUUUUGCGACAACAAUGGGGCAAUUGCACAAGCGAAAGAACCUCGGUCUCACCAGAAGACCAAACACAUCGUUAGACGUUAUCACAUCAUACGAGAAAUCGUUGCACGUGGGGACGUUGAGAUUUGCAAGAUAGGUACAGACAACAAUAUUGCGGAUCCGUUGACGAAGGCUUUGGGAAAGCCUAAACACGAGAGUCAUACGUGGUCCAUGGGCAUUCGAGAAAUUCUUGAUUGGCCUUAGGGCAAGUGGGAGAUUGUUGUAUUUAGGUGCCCUAGCGGCAAUCAAAUACCUAUGUAACUGUACACUUUAUCAUGAAUGAAAGGCCUUGAAGUAU
Messenger RNA from Cuscuta campestris, 1388 nucleotides. The record is from the annotation of a GenBank genome assembly. NCBI's taxonomy places the organism in Eukaryota, Viridiplantae, Streptophyta, Magnoliopsida, Solanales, Convolvulaceae.